UCGAUGUACGUAUUGACACUUCAAUUCGCAAUCCAUUUCUUCAAACUUUUUCUGGAAUGUCACGUUUUUUUGCGAGGGAAACAAGCUUUCGAGUAAAUGAAUUUUUAUAUAAGGCCUAAUGAUAUCUUGACAGAUCCAUUUCAAGAUUCUACCACAGUUAACUUAUAAUGAUCGAAAUUUCAAAUAGAAUCUAUUAGAAUCCGUUGUGAUAAACGUCAGACUGACAUUAAACAGUAUCAACUGUCAAAACGAUUUGAUUCAUUCUCUGGUUCGUACGUUCUUACACGAUUUUAUAAACUGGACUCAACGCUGUGUCGCUGAAUUUUAUAGGCAUUUUCCUUCUAACGUGUUUUAUCCGAUUCGCCGAUUCGCCGUGGCGGUAGAAUCAUAGUCUCAGGGGUUUCAACCAACAACCAACAAAUAGACAAAUGAUACAAAUUUAGAGACAUAUAUUAAAUAAUUAAACGCGCGAAUAUAUUUGUGGAGCAACAUAUUAUAAUAGUAACGUAUUAUAACAGUAAUAACGAUAAGAAUGACGAUGCCGACGAUAAUGAUAAUAAUAACGAUAGAGAAUAUUAACAUUAGUAUUAAUGAUGAUAACGAUGAUGAUAAUAAAGAUAAGAAUGGCAAGAAAACACUAUACGGUGACUUGUUUGCAUUGUAAAUCGAGACUUGCAUACUUGCUUGCACACCGCGAGAGAUAACGCAUCCGCUGCGAAAGGAGUACAACUUUAAUGUCACUUUUUUUUUUUUAACGAACUUCUUUGCUGCGAUAGGGAGAAACUUCGUACGUAUAUAUAUAUAUAUAUAUAUAUAUAUAUAUAUAUAUAUAUAUAUAUAGAGUUCAUCCGCAACAAAUUCGACUACAAUCCUCUCUCUGUAUUUUACUUGCAUCGGUAUGGUCGCGCAACUUGAAAACGCUUCCGCUUCUCUCGCGAAACGUGCGUGCGCCAAGAAAGAUGACAAAUGGAUCGUGGACCUGAAAAGUUUCAUAUAUCAUGGCGUGUAGUGUUUACAGUGUAGGUUUGUUUCUUCUUCGAAAGUACAAUAUAAAGUGGUUCUUCGAGAGUCCUUCUUUCCUCGUCCGUUUGCCGGACAAACUCACCAGACCAGUCAUAAAUUGUACCUGCUGCGAAGGAACGCUGCUUCUGCAAUUUCUACGAAUAUAUAUAUAUAUAUGUGUGUAUAAGAGAUAUACCUGUAAUUAUAAUUUUUAUAUAUAUAUAUAUAUAUAUGGAAACGGAUACGUAUGCGUAAGCGUCUUAGCGAGUCGAUCGAAAAUAAAGUAGGAACUAACACCGAUCUUUUGCUCUUUCACGUCUUGACUCUGUGGGCUCCCGUUCGAAUUGAAUCGUUCGUGUCGAAAAUAUUCGCGAGCGUUUACGCGCGAAAUGUGCCGAUUCUAACGAAAUAGAAUAUUACAUCGCCUCAGUUGACGCACAGCAAUCAUGUCGCAAGCGGCGGUUCCGCGUGUGUUCCUCUAUUUAUUAGCUUCCUUCUUCGUCGCUUUUUCCAGUGAAAUUGAAAAGGGCCAUUUCCUCGUAGAAGCAAACUCGCACGUGCAGCCGGACAAUUGUUUGGAGUUCGAUGUCGACGAUCUCGAGGAUUACUUGUCGAAGCUCAAUUUCGAGAAUGUGCCGACGAUCAGUAUGAUGAUCGGCGAAUUCAAAUGUCCGGUCACAGCUUUGCCGUUCGGCGCUUUGAAAUCGGACUGGGCGAGACUGCUGCUUCUGCAAAGGGCGCAACCGAGGGAAUCAAUUUUGUUAAAGAAACUGGGUCGUCUUUUCAGAAUCUUGGUGACCGCCUAUUUUCAAAUGGAAGAACGUUUCGACGUUGUGCAAUCUGGAUCUUUAAGUACGAGCAGUCCAACCACGUUGUCUACGAAUGAAAGCAUUAUUAACGUUGAUUCGAAGGAUCAAACAAAAGAACUCGGUAGCACGAUAACCGAUCCGAGAGAGACAAACGAAACCUCGAUGAAUUUAGUUUCAACUAUCACGUUUAACGAAGAAUCGAAUAGCACGAUCGAAAUUAAACGAACUACAGCUGCGAGUUCGAGCGUAACAAGCGAAGUCGAAAGCGACGAUUUUGAUGCAAUGCGUAAUAAUAUCCCUUCGGUGAAAGUUACACUGUCACCCGUCGUCGAUGGAACAAUGCUUUGUCCGACGAGCAAGCAAAUCGAUGAAAAGAGCACGACGACUUUUGCAAAUAUUAUCGACUUUUCAUAUAUAAGCGCCGAGAAACAAAAGUACAGAGAGAUUACAACUUCGAGCGCAAUUGAAUACGUCACGGCUGACACUGGGAAUAAUUUCACCAUGAAUAACAGUUGCGCGAAUAUUUUUCCAACAAACAAAUUAAAUGAGAAUCGAAACGACUCCGUCACCGACGGAGAUAUUAAAAUUUCAACGACGGAGUUCGGCGGAGAGACGACAAAUUUAAUUUCUGCCACCACUAGCAUUUCGGGGCUACGGGAUUCUAAUGAUCAAAGAUCAAUGCCGAAAUUAACUCUCCCCGUUAAUUUCAACACGGCAGAAUCUAAUGAGAUAAAAGGACACGUUUCUCUAAAGAAAACCAAUGCCGGAAGUGGCUCUUCUAUUUCUCAGGAAAUCUCGGAUUUAGCGAAAUCCGAAAAUAUAAGCCUCAAUCCCACGAAUCGUCCAAUCGGCAGAGUAUCACAAGUCUUUCAAAGGGUUCCGUGCAAUUCUGUAAAUUCUACUGUCCCCUGUAACAAGAUCGAGAAACCAUCGUCGGACAAUGAGGUUUGGAAAUACAUUGCAAUUUCACCAAAAGUUAAUUCGGCUACAGUUACCACGAAACCGACCUCAGCGUUGGAAACGGGGAGCGCAAAUCAAUCUGAAGGAGAUUUGAUAAAAACUAGAAAACGUGGUAGCACGAACACGAAUAUCGAAAAAAGUUUCCGGUGGUUUUAUACCUUUGCCCACGGAAGUAAGAAUCCGUUUGAUCGGAGCGUCCACAUCAAAUGCAACGGGAAUAAACACAAGGACGGAGAAUAAGCUCGCCACCGGGACGAUAUUUCUGGUCCGCGAGCAGAACGAAUUUGCACGUAUCGUUUAAAAGGCAAAUGAUGGAUCGGAUUGAACUGACGAUAAUAAUAAUAAAAUCACUCGAAUUGCUCGAGUUCGUUGCUUCUCGAUUUCUCUGAUUGUAAUCGUAUUUGCAGGCCCCCGUGUAAGAGGGUCGCACAGUUGCGACAACUGGACACUUGCCGAUUCUUAUCAGCGAUAUUGCGAGCCAGUCCAUAAAUUCAUGAGGCGGUGUAACGUUGACUGAUAUUUACGAGGUCCGCAGCUGGUCAACGUUCGUCAUGCUUUACGAGCUGUCGUAAACGAAUCCUCUUAUUAUUCCGGCUUCUGUCCGUAGGAUUUUUUUCGGACCGUCUGCAAGGCAGAUUGGCGAUCGUUCGUGCGCUGAUCGGCCCCGAUGCAAUUUACGCGGGCCAACGAUGGGCCAUCGUUGUUUCGGAUGUGAUUACGAUCCAGUUGAAAUUGCACGCGAAAUCGCGGGAAGAAGAACACACGGAAAACAAAACAAAAAAAAAAAAAAAAAAAAAAAAAAAAAAAAGAGAAAGAUACGGGAUCAGUGUUGCGCUGUUUAAAAUGUUCUCUCGUUAUCCGCGGGAAAAGCGCGAAUGAAAACGACCGCGAUGAGUUCAUAAUUGGCUUUACGCAAACUAUUGUGACUCGAUGGUUUAAUAACGGUUUUUCGAGAUAGCACAGCCGAUCAGUUUAAUUUGCAACGAUAGCAUAUCAGCGGGUUGCGGUUAAUAACCAGCCGAAGGUACGCGAACAAAUAGGUGUGUUCGAUCAGCGCGCCGUGUCGUUUCGAAUUAUUCCGCGAUAUUUUUGUUAAAAUGUCCGUUUGUUCCGUUUGUCGAUUUACGCACCGGCGAUGGUGUGCGUAAUCGUUUUGGUGUAAAUGCCCGCCGUUCGAAACGUAUGGGAAAUCACCCUGUCCAAUGACUUUAUCGCUCAUAUUGCUUACAAUUAUACAAAAUAGAUUUUCGGCAAAUAUGCUUGAAUUUUAGAUUUACACGGUGGUUAUUAAUUCAAUAUGUGUCUCCUCUUUAAUAAAAAAUACACGCAAUUCGUGACGCACUUCGAUUUGAAGAGUAUUCCAGCUACUUUGAAUACCCUUGAAGUUAACAUAUUCGAGACUGUUUCAAGGAUUUUAGAAAAAUUGUCCUCGAUAGCCGACGAUAUUUCUUCACUUGUAGUAAAAUCUGUGCUGAAACAAGAUAAUUACAUUUUACUAUGAUUUUUAUUAAAAAAAUAUCACGUGUGUCGUUGGCUGCACGAAAUCAUUUUUCUAUCCUAAAAUCAAUUGACGCGCAAAAGGAUAAGUAACAAAGAUAAUGAUAUUUAUCGUAAAAACUGAAGAGUAAUCGCUUUUAGUCAAUAACGCAAACAUUGUGUCUCCAAUUACCAAAUAGAAACGUUAAUAAUUAAGUUACCGGUCUCGUGCGUGUUAAUACUUUUCCCUUUUUAUAACAAUUUUUCUAUCCUAAAGGUUAACACCUUUUACUGUUAGCUGAUCAAAAUUAAUUAACUUCCGUUCUAACUUCGAAUUCGGAGACUUUGUCGAACGAAAUGCGUGGUCGACGUCCUGGAGAUUAAUCGUUAACAGGGUAAUCAAGAAGUUAGUUUUCUCCGUUGCCCAUUCGAUUUGUUGUCGUUGAAUUCCCAGUGAUCAAGGCGGGCAGCGUUUUAAUUCGAAAGACUCUGUUAUACCGUUGAUAGGUUUCCACGAGACCUCUUCGCAGGAAUUAGCAACAGAGCGAGCUAUAUUUAUUAGAGUCAAUAAUUUUGCCCGUUGUGAAACGAAUUAGCGGUGCAUCGCUUCCUUCGCGUGAACAAAUUACCCAGUGAGAUGCCGGUCGAACGGAAACCCUUUCCAGGUUUCCCUUUGCACCUGCUUUUCCCUAUUUCUCACGUUCGCGCUGAUAAACGGUCGCGCUUUGACGCGAUUCGUCAGUAAUUGCGUAAACAGUUGCGACCCCCAGACACGCUUGGAAAUUCAAAGUUUCUCCCCGAAUGCGAAAUAUUGUUCUCACGGUGUUGCAUAGAUAUGGAUACAUAGAUAUAGAUCGGCACCAGCUUCAUAAGCUGACACGUUCGUUUCGUUUCACGCGGGCGCGCGCGCGUGCGAGAGAGAGAGAGAAAGAGAGAGAUAGAGAGAGAGAGAGAGAGAGACGAGGGAGGGCUGACAAAUUAAUCCCGGGAAAUCGUUCACGGAGGAGAGAGGCGGCUGCGGGAUUGACAAAUAAAGGCGAUCAAUCGCGGGCGAACGUUUCAACUCUGGCGAAACAAAUUUCCUCAUUACUUAUCAUUUCUUCGCGAUUACUCGCCGGCCGGAUUACCGCCGUGCAUUGUUCUUCAAGGGAGGGGAAACAAAUUAGCCGCUUCGUAGGAACGCAGGACAUGAAGAGAUUCUCUCUUAGCUCGGUGCUUGUUCCUACGGUCUCCCCGUGUCUGGAAUACGGGAAUAUCUAACCGAGGGCUACGUCCGCUUGCUCAAACCGUUCGUCAGGAUUACUUUAGCUUCUCUCGAGCAGCCUCGGUAGUUGCGACGAUAGACUACUAGCAGCUAGAGCGGCGUCUAUCUACCGCCGGCGGAAAGUUCACGGGAAUCAUUUAACUGGGAAAGAGUAGCGUGAUCGUAAAGGGGUGAGGGAUGGGUUGGAAUGGUGGUGAUAGUAGCGGUGCCGUUGAAGGAGGCAGAGGCGAGGUCGAAGAGACGCUCGGUAAUUAUUUUACCGACGAGAGCGAAAGGGUGAGAGAAUGCAACUUGCCUCCUCCUCCUCCUCCUUCUCCUCCUUCUACCCCUACCCCUUUCGUCUUUUCAUUCUGCCUCCGUUUCUGGCGGCUUGAUGCUAAUUCAUACUAAUUGGUUGCAUUACUCCCGUUUCAUUCACCCGCCGUGCCUGUUUUCUUUCCUUUCGAUGGAAACCGCCCAUUUUCAUUCCUGUUCAUUCUUCGUUAGUCGACGCCAUUUCGUUCUUUCUGUUAAUUAGUCAUCCAUUAGUUCGAAAUAUUUCCUGCAAUUGAGCCGUGAUUCUCGCGCUCUUGGAUGUUCAGUUUGUGUUGGAUUUUUGGACACUUAUCACUGUGGAUGUUUAUUUUCGUUUGUUUAGAUCCUUCGAGGAGCAAACGAAGGCAAUUUCACUUGCUAGAUUCGAUCGAUCCUCUUUGGGCUCACCGAAUUUUAGAAAACUGUGCCGAGAGGCAGUAUCUUCUUUUUCAUUUUACAUUAUUUUAUUAUCGUUUCAUUUAGAGAAGAAUCAGUAGCUUUUGAAAAUACAUGGAAUGGAACUUUCUCAGCUCCAUCUAUAAUGCUAUCAUCCUAUAAAAUACUAUUUUUCGAAAGGAAAUUUCUAUUCUUGUCCGUGUGACAAGAAAUUAUAAAGAAGUUAUGAAACUCAACAAUAUUACGUUUGCAACGUUAUAAACGAAAUAUUACAGAUAUUAAGGAGUUAAUGAUAAAAAUUUGUUUCAGUCGCAAACGUGUAAUAUUGGAGUAGAUUCGUGUGUUUAUCUCUCCGUUUAGGUUGGCCAAAAGAAUUAAAAGGCGGUAAUAUAGUCUCCGCGAGACACGCAACAAGGCCUAGCUUGGUAACCUACUCGGCUUCCGCAGAAAUAAUGGAGAAGCUUGAAUUAUAGCGAAAUAAAAUAACGGCUCGACCUAUACCGGAAGAGGAGUAGGGAAGAGUGUUAUAAAUAGGUGGUCGUUCUUUGUUCUCGGCAACAUGCUCCGCAACGAUAAAAAUUUCUCCUGAAAGCAAAAGAUCUCACGGACCACGUGUAGCUACUUUUAUGGCACUUGGCCAGUUUCGGGGUUGUACGCGUUCUUGAGCCGAGUUCUCUGCCCUCUUUAUCCAUUUUCUCAUUCCCGCGCGCUCCAAUGUUUUCGAAAAAGCAGCCCCAACGACCGCGGCACGUCAUUUUUUCUUGCCUCACGACUCUUUGGGUUU
This is a messenger RNA of Frieseomelitta varia, 6985 nucleotides long. RefSeq lists its product as uncharacterized. Bases 1449 to 3011 code for a protein of 520 amino acids. The record is from RefSeq and is a predicted model, not a curated record. The transcript is spliced from 4 exons. Lineage: Eukaryota; Metazoa; Arthropoda; Insecta; Hymenoptera; Apidae.